CGGUCAGGCUGAGUAGUUGAUGCUGGAUCUCGGAGCAGCAGCAGACUGCCAGUCCGUCGCUGCAGUCCGACAGAGCGGCCAGUCAUCAACAUCCUCUCAGCGUCCGCGGAGCUCCCAACGCUAUGUUGGCUCUGAGCUGACGGUUAACGGCUCAACCGGAGCAGGCUACGACGGUGUGGACAUACGUGGACAUGAGGACACCCGCCACAGCGACUUCUUCUUCCAAAACCGGGACCGGGAAUCCUGACUGGCAUCGAUUUUCACCGAGCAAAUGAGAAAAGAAUCGUCAUGACUGUUUUCCUGCUGACCAGUCACUCCUUCACUGAGGGACCUCGGCCCAUUUCGGUUUCUGGACUUAUCACUUCAGGGAUGAGAUAAUAAAGUCAACCAGCUUGUGCAUGCUGCUACAACAACACCUGUGGCACCUGUGAACCCACCCCACACCCUGCCCUCCCCCUAACCCCUCCCCGAGCUACGUUCAAGUCAACAGUCAAAACAUGACGACGCCGGCUCUGCUGCCGCUGUCAGGCCGCAGGAUACCCACUCUGUCGCCGGGCGCCUCCUCUUUCCCGCACCACAGGGCUACGUUGAGGCUCUCUGAGAAGUUCAUCCUCCUCCUCAUUCUCAGUGCCUUCAUCACUUUAUGCUUCGGGGCCUUCUUCUUCCUCCCGGACAAUUCCAAGCACAAGCGCUUUGACCUGGGCUUGGAGGAUGUGCUCAUCCCUCAUAUUGACUCACCCAAAGAGGGGAAGCACGCCUCUGGACAGGUGGUCAUACAUGGACAGGGAGGACAUGAUGAGCACAGACACAGGGAGGAGGAGGAGAGCCUGCGGGACAAGAUUCGGGCAGAUCAUGAGCGAGCGCUGCAGGAGGCCAAGGAGAAGCUGAGGAAGUCACGUGAGGAGCUGCAGGCUGAGAUUCAGACAGAGAAGAACAAAGUCAUGGAGGACCUGAAAAAGAAGGACCUGGGGCCUAAACCUUUGCCACCCGUCCCCAUGCCCAAAGUGGUGGGUGUCAGUGAUGGUGAGCCGCCGGAGCCUGAUGCCAAAGAGAAACGUGACAAGAUCAGAGAGAUGAUGAAGCAUGCAUGGGACAGCUACAGGCAGUACGGCUGGGGUCACAACGAGCUGAAGCCCCUCGCCAAGAAAGGACAUUCCACAAAUAUCUUUGGCAAUUCCCAACUAGGGGCGACCAUUGUGGAUGCCUUAGACACCCUCUACAUCAUGGGCCUGCACGAGGAGUUCAAGGACGGCCAGGAGUGGAUCGAACAGAAUCUGGAUUUUGGCGUGAAUGCCGAGGUGUCUGUGUUCGAGGUCAACAUUCGAUUCAUAGGAGGACUCCUGGCCGCCUACUACCUCUCUGGACAGGAAGUAUUUAAGAUGAAGGCGGUCCAGCUAGCAGAGAAGCUGCUUCCUGCCUUUAACACCCCCACAGGAAUCCCCUGGGCCAUGGUCAACCUUAAGAGCGGUGUUGGUCGUAACUGGGGUUGGGCGUCGGCAGGCAGCAGCAUCUUGGCUGAGUUUGGGACUCUUCACAUGGAGUUUGUCCACCUUACCUACCUGACAGGAAACCCUGCCUACUACCAGAAGGUGAUGCACAUCCGGAAGCUGCUAGCCAAAAUGGACAGACCCAACGGGCUGUACCCAAACUACCUGAACCCUCGCACGGGUCGCUGGGGCCAACAUCACACCUCAGUUGGAGGACUUGGGGACAGUUUUUACGAGUACCUGCUGAAGGCGUGGCUCAUGUCAGACAAGACCGACACAGAGGCCCGCAAGACUUAUGAUGACGCCAUUGAGGCCAUCGAGCGCCACCUGAUACGCAAAUCCAACGGCGGUCUGACUUUCAUUGGUGAGUGGAAGAAUGGCCACCUGGAGAGGAAGAUGGGCCACCUGGCCUGCUUCGCCGGCGGCAUGUUUGCGUUGGGAGCUGACGGCUCACCCGACGACAAGGCCGGACACUACUUGCAGCUUGGAGCUGAGAUCGCACACACCUGCCACGAGUCCUAUGACAGGACAGUGUUGAAGCUUGGCCCGGAAGCCUUUAAGUUCGACAGCGGCCUGGAGGCGGUGGCCGUACGGCAGAACGAGAAGUACUACAUCCUGCGGCCGGAGGUCAUCGAGACCUACUGGUACAUGUGGCGGUUCACCCACGAUCCCAAAUACCGGCAGUGGGGCUGGGAGGCAGCACAGGCCAUCGAUAAGUACUGCCGGGUGAGCGGAGGUUUCUCCGGGGUGAAGGACGUCUACUCCUCCAACCCGACCUACGACGACGUGCAGCAGAGCUUCUUCCUAGCCGAGACGCUCAAGUAUCUGUACCUGUUGUUCUCCAGCGACGACCUGAUGCCGUUUGAGAGUUGGGUCUUCAACACGGAGGCUCACCCACUUCCUGUCCUCCACCUGGGCAACAUUACCCUGCCAGGCAGCGAGCCGGCUCAGCGGUAGACGGACAGGGCCAUCUCCCUCCGCCGCAGCACCAGGGGGCUCCACCUGUACGCCCGCCUGCCUGCCCAAAAAAACCCACCCGCCAACACUGGACAAACUUUCAUUCAGCUCUACAGACUCUCCGCUGCUUUUGGACUGCAGACAUCAACGAGAGGAGACGGAGGGAGAACCUCCCACGCAGACUGCUGCAGCGUGUUGAGGACUUUGAGUCUCCCUCUCUUCUUCUAUGUUUUACUCUUUGACUCUCUCUGUCGAUCUCUCUGUCUUCUCUGCUUAAAUCAGAGAGACAGUGGGUGUGCUGCUCAGCCUCACGACUGGCUUGAAAUGACUCUGAAGGACCGAGCUCCAAAAAAGCGGAGGCUUGAUAUAGUUUUUUUAUUGUUAUUAUUUUUAGUGUUUAUUUGAGAUUUGACCAAACUUUACUCCCAUACAGACUCAAGCUGAGGCACUGAGAGUGCGUGACGGGGUUUCUGUGAAGGAUCACACAGUCAGUUUGACACUCGACUGAUGGAGGUGUCAUUUUUUUUUCCAGGCAGACAGACUUGAGGACUUUACUGGGUCUGUUGGUAAGACAUUUUUUUUUAUUUUGUUUCGUUUGGACAAAUCGUUAAUGGGGACACAGGGUUGAAUCAGAGCCCUUUGCUUCACCCUGACCCAACCCCUCCCCACACCACUUCCUGUUUAACCGUCAUCAGAUGAACUUUGACCUGGAACUGUUUGCAGCUCGUCACAUCAUCAGUGCGAGGGCGGGUUGUGGCAACAGUCCCCACCUCCUCCUCCUCCUCCUCCUCCUCCCCCCCCUCCUCUUAUCCUCCUUUUUCAGAAAAGUGGACCAUUGUAAGCGGAACAGUACCUACACGGGGACAACAGCAGGCCUCCCCAUCCUCACCACCCUCCAACCUCGACAUCUUUCCAGUUUCUCUCCCAGUUAGAGAUGAGCCACAGCCCAACACAUUCUGCUGCUACUCAUUUGGAUGCUGCUUUUUUCUCUCCUCCACCUUUUAUCGCUUAGUUUCUCUCCAGCUUCUUUUAUCUCUUCCCUUUUCUUUUCAUAGAUCAUUUUCAGGUCAUACAUUGUGAGAUGAGGCUAGGACCCGACAGUGCUUGUGUGUGAGUGUGUGUAUGAGUGUGUGGUGGUCAAAGAAACCUGCUGUAUAUCAUGUAUUUGUGCACUUUGUAUGGGAAGGCUAUGAAGAAGAGGGAAACAGGAGUGUAGCACUGAAUGAGCUGAAUAAAUGAAGUGUCCCUGCUGAGCUCUCAUGACACAAUUGCUCUGUUCGACCAGUAUCACCAGUUUGGACCACCUCAACUGUAAGUUGUAUAAACUUUUUGUGGUGUUGAAA
This is a messenger RNA of Epinephelus lanceolatus (giant grouper), 3787 nucleotides long. RefSeq names its product mannosidase, alpha, class 1A, member 2 (gene man1a2). NCBI's taxonomy places the organism in Eukaryota, Metazoa, Chordata, Actinopteri, Perciformes, Serranidae. Gene Ontology annotation, biological process: carbohydrate metabolic process; mannose trimming involved in glycoprotein ERAD pathway. Gene Ontology annotation, molecular function: calcium ion binding; mannosyl-oligosaccharide 1,2-alpha-mannosidase activity. Gene Ontology annotation, cellular component: Golgi membrane; endoplasmic reticulum; extracellular exosome. The record is from RefSeq and is a predicted model, not a curated record.